Messenger RNA from Candoia aspera, 7297 nucleotides. RefSeq names its product pyruvate dehydrogenase phosphatase catalytic subunit 1 (gene PDP1). The coding region runs from base 1090 to 2805 and encodes 571 amino acids. Gene Ontology annotation, cellular component: mitochondrion. The transcript is spliced from 2 exons. NCBI's taxonomy places the organism in Eukaryota, Metazoa, Chordata, Lepidosauria, Squamata, Candoiidae. The record is from RefSeq and is a predicted model, not a curated record. Gene Ontology annotation, biological process: protein dephosphorylation. Gene Ontology annotation, molecular function: cation binding; [pyruvate dehydrogenase (acetyl-transferring)]-phosphatase activity.
UUUAAUCUGAUUGGCAAAUCAUUGCAUAAAGUAAUCAUAGUUUAUUUCCUCCUGCCUUGUAUCCAGAAGAAAGAACUUAUUUAUGUAGCCUUUUUUUCCUUAAACCACUUGCUGCCAUGUGGAGAAUAAUUAACAGCAUUGACAGAAUCCUGGGAAAGAUAUAGUUAAAUCCCUGUUAGAAUGCCCUCAUGCUAGGAACAAACUAUCUUUGCAGCUAAACAGCUGAUGAGGUCAAGCCAGGUUUGUGAUUGUCCCCAUCUAUCUCAUGAAUUGGCAAGGACUUUGUAGAACCUUGGAGAGGAAUGGGAUAUAUCUCUUGCAACUGGAUUGAUCAUAAUUCCAUGGCUUGAUCAUCCCAAUAUUCAAAUAAGGCAAAUUGGUAUAUGUAAGAAGGCACUCUUGAAAACACCAAACUGUUGAAGAGGUAGUGGUAAACUCUUUUUCACCUAAGAAGCCCCAUUCUCUUUCUGUGUUGUUCAUGUGUGUUCAGGAAGAUUAAGGCAUACUUGUUGCAGUUUUCAGUGCUGCUCAGUACUUCUUCAAUAUGGAUGUGUGGUUUUGAUGUAAAUGUUAAUCUGGUUGGAAUAUGUCAUGUAUGUCUGUUGUUUACUAAUCUCUUUUAGGUCAGUAAAGCUGGGACAGUCCUGAGCAUCUUGGUUUGUAGAAAAUUCAAAAGUGAAAACCUCAUAUUGCUCUGUGCAGAGCAGCUGUAUACAGUUGAUGGUGGCUUCAAAUAAUUGAAGCUGGUGCUUAGCAGUUUAAAAUAUUCCCCAGGCUUAUUUCAAAACAAUGUAUAUGCCUGUUGCUCUUCAGAGCUGGCUGAUAGCAGUGAGUCUUGUGUGAACUGGAUGCUAUGUUGUACAGCAAGAGUGAUGGAGAUCUGCUGUGUGUUGGGCUGUAGAAGGCUUAGAUCGUGCUGGUAAGAAACUGGCUGUGCUGCAAGUUGCUGCUGCUUAAUGCUUGUCACUACAAACAAACUGCCUGUAUUUCUGUGUUUUUUUUUUCUGUCCCCUUCAAUGUUGGAGACUUCUUCCUUCUCCUUUAAUAAUCUCUCCUGUGCCUUGCUAUUCCUGGGCUACUGCUUUGUGGAUGUUGGCGGCUUCUUGUUGUGACAGGAGAAUGUGUGUGUGUCCUGGGCCCAGGAGAAUUGCAAUUCCAGUCAAGAGCUCCAGGUUGCCAUUGUUCUCUGAUGCCAUGCCAGCACCAGCUCAGCUACUGCUGCCAUUAAUUCGCAACUGUGAGAUUGGCAGGAUAUACAGCACUGCAUGUUACUGUCACCACAAGCAUCUAUGUUGCUUGUCCCCUCCCUUAACUCACAAGCACUUGAGGUAUGUUCCUCAGAAGAAGGCUGCAACACUCUGCAGACCAAAGGAAAACUUCAGUCAGUUUAUUCAUGCAAGAAGCUAUGUCUCCACACCACAGCGAUUUUACCUCACGCCUCCACAAGUCAACAGCAUCCUCAAAGCAAAUGAAUACAGUUUCAAAGUGCCAGAGUUUGAUGGGAAAAAUGUAAGUUCUGUUCUUGGCUUUGACAGUAACCAGCUGCCUGCCAAUGCUCCCAUAGAGGAUCGAAGAAGUGCAGCGACUUGCUUACAGACAAGAGGGAUGCUUCUGGGUGUAUUUGAUGGCCAUGCAGGAUGUGCGUGUGCCCAGGCUGUCAGUGAGAGACUGUUUUAUUAUAUAGCUGUUUCUUUGUUGCCCCAUGAAACUUUACUUGAAAUAGAAAAUGCUGUUGAGAGUGGUAGGGCCCUGUUGCCCAUCUUACAGUGGCAUAAGCACCCUAAUGACUAUUUCAGUAAAGAAGCUUCCAAAUUAUAUUUUAACAGCUUACGAACUUACUGGCAAGAACUCAUAGACCUUAACACUGGAGAAACAACAGAUGUCAAAGAAGCUUUAAUUAAUGCAUUUAAGAGGCUUGACAAUGACAUUUCUUUGGAAGCUCAAGUUGGAGAUCCGAAUUCUUUCCUUAACUAUUUAGUAUUGCGUGUAGCUUUUUCUGGUGCAACUGCCUGUGUGGCUCAUGUAGAUGGUGUUGAUUUGCAUGUUGCCAAUACUGGUGAUAGUAGGGCCAUGCUUGGUGUCCAAGAGGAGGAUGGCUCUUGGACGGCUGUUGCUUUGUCUCAUGAUCAUAAUUCACACAAUGAAAAUGAAAUUGAACGACUUAAAAUGGAACAUCCAAAGUCUGAAGAAAAAAGUGUUGUCAAACAAGAUCGGCUAUUAGGCUUACUGAUGCCUUUCCGAGCUUUUGGUGAUGUCAAAUUUAAGUGGAGCAUUGACCUUCAGAAGAGAGUAAUAGAAUCAGGCCCAGAUCAACUCAAUGAUAAUGAAUAUACAAAGUUUAUUCCACCAAACUAUCACACUCCUCCAUAUCUCACGGCUGAGCCGGAAGUGAUAUACCACAAAUUGAGACCUCAGGACAAAUUCCUGAUACUGGCCACAGAUGGUUUAUGGGAAACAAUGCACAGGCAGGAUGUAGUUAGAAUUGUAGGUGAGUAUCUGACGGGCGUUCAUCAUCAGGAGCCAAUAGCUGUUGGUGGCUACAAGGUAACAUUGGGACAGAUGCAUGGUCUUCUUACUGAAAGGAGAGCUCGUGUCUCUUCAGCCUUUGAAGAUCAGAAUGCUGCUACUCAUUUGAUACGCCAUGCCGUAGGAAAUAACGAGUUUGGCACUGUUGAUCAUGAACGGCUCUCUAAGAUGCUCAGUCUUCCAGAAGAGUUGGCUCGGAUGUACAGGGAUGAUAUCACAAUUAUAGUGGUACAGUUCAAUUCCCAUGUUGUUGGUGCAUGUCAAAAUGAAGAAUUCUGAAUUGAAGUAGCAAACUAAACUUCCAUUGAACAAAAUGAUAAAUGACCGGUAUUGAGUGCAUCAUAGUAAAACACUUGAUUAUCAUCUGGUCAUUGGAAUUAUAACUGGAGCAAAUAUAAUUUGCAAAAACCUUGGACACUGGUCAACAUGUUACUUAUCUAAUUUAAACUACCAGGAGAACAAACAACUUUGCACUAAUUAGUCUAUUUGCUUGAACAAUGGCUUAUAAUUUGGGAUUACUUGGUGGAAGUAAAUCUUCAUAUGCAUCAGUGCAAUGUCCUGCAGGGCAAAAAUUUAUCACAUGUAAAUUCCAAUGUAGAUAGGUAUCUAAGUUGCUUUAGAAAACUUUGGAUGAUAACUUGGUUAUAAAACUGAACUUGAAUAGGGCUGUUGACUUUUAUAUCUACAAAGUAGCUAUUGUGUCUUUCCUUCAGGAAAGGAACGGAAUGUAUUUUUUAACAGUUGGUAAAUGUCUUGAUAUCAUAUCUAAUUAUCUUCUCUUGGGUAGUGAUAUAUCUGUUGAAACACAUGCCUGGAGUAUUGAUGUUAAAAGUCCAAGUUUAAGCCAUAAAUAUCUUAAGCCUAUCCAGAAGUAUUAGAAAUUGAAUACCAUUUUGCAUCAAAUAGCUAAUAUAUUUUGCACAGUUCAAAGGGCAAUAAAUAAUUUGAAGGUUAGAUAACUAAAUGGAAACGUGCAAAAAAACCCACCCCUCUGGCUUAUGUUAUAAACCUGAAAUUCUAUUUUUGUGAACCUUGACCUAAUCUUCAGUCAGACUGUCUUGUAAAAACAUCACAGUCCUGGCUUGUUCCAAACCUAUUUCUUCUCUUCUUGGUUUUAGUGUUGUAUUUAGACAAACAGUAGUGGCUUAGUAAAUUUGUGCAGUCACAUGUGUUAUAGUCUGAAUUAAAGUUUGGUCUUCUGGACAUGUUAAGUAUUACAAAGCAAAAAAUGUAACUAUUGUUUGGUCGCCAUGGAGACUAUUGAAGAAAACCAUGUAAUAAGAGUUGUGGCAGAGAAAAGUCUGCAUGCUCUAUGCUACGUUCUACUGGCAGUGCAGCAUCGGCUCCUUUCAAAGUGUCACUAUUGGUACGUAAACUUGCUUACGUCCCAAAUCUCUUCCUCAUGUUGCAUGACUGAUCUCUGAACUUUAUACCAUAUAAUGCACUUAUUGGAAAUGGCAGGUAAAUUUAAGGAGUUUUCUUAGCAAUUACAUUUCGAAUACUUUUAAUAUCAAACUCAAGGCUUCAUGAAUGUCACUUGCCUUAUAAUAUCAAACUAGUUUUUACCAUUUCAUAAACAAAUAGUAUAACUAUAAUUGAAUGUUGCUUAAUGUUUUCCUCAAGUUCAUAUCUAUAUCUGAGGCAUUUGCAGAUGAACAUUAAUAUCCUAUGUGCUUCUCUGUUUAAAUAUCUUGUAUGUAUUCCACUUGAACUCUAUUUGACUUUCCAUCACAUAUGAGAUUGUUUAAGCUGACACAUUUUAGAUGUCAGUGUUCCUCACAGCAUAGAUAUAUAAAAGGAAAAAAGAACAAUGCGACAGCUCUGUCCUUAGUACACCAGUAAUGUGUGUGUUUCCAGCACUUAAGUUUUGUAGCACUAAAGCUCUCUUUGCUCUUUACUGUACACUAAGAGUCAUACUUGUCUAAAAAGUUGUAAGCAUUGAAAUGCAAAGACAUAUGUAAUUGCACCACUUUCCUAAAUGGAUAUUCUUUAUAAAUUUAUCUGGGUGGAAAAUUUCUAUCUGCAGCCUUAAAAAGGGGAUGGUCUUCUCUCUGUCCAAAGAAGUGACUAUUCUAGCUUUUGUUUAUAUUUCUCCAUCUAAUUUUGUUAUUUAUUGUAUUAAUGACAAAACUGAGCAGUUUAAAUUGUCAUCUUUAUAAAUAGAGUAGAAUUGAUACAUCCAUAUUUUAUGUUACGUGAUUUGAUUUCUUAGCAAUUUGUGACAUCUGCAAUACAUGUAAAUGUAUCUUUUCGACGUGGUUCUAGUCAUAAUGAAAGGUAUUGAGUCCUGGUCCUAUAUGUUCAGCGUUGUGGGGGGAGGUGGUGGUCUUGUACAUACAGAUAUGAACAUAGGAAUUAACUUUAAGUUCUCAGAAUAUGUUUGCAUUGAAAGGGGAAAAUGGCUUUUUCAACACCACAUGAUACAGUCCAAGAACAACUAACUUUUUAGUAGAUUUCAAUAAAAAUUAUUGGAAACAUGCAUUAGUCUUUGAAAAGUUGUCUUGCCUUUACUUUCCUGGAUUCAAAUUUCAGAUUGGAUUGUUGGGCUGUAUUUUUAAUGGUAAUGUCAUGGUUGUGCGUGAAAAUGUUUGCAGUGAAACUGCCUUUCCCAAGAGAGCUUGCAACUGGAACAAAUAAAUGAGUAGCAUCAGACUGAAUGGAUCACAAUAUAUAGAAUAUAUAUUCUAUUUUACAAAUGUGGUUUUGGCAUUAGCUUCCAGCUAAUUAGAAAUAUCCAUUCUUGCCUUCCAUUUUUAGAGCAAACAGAAGAUCUCAGUUGAAUAUAGCCAUCUAUAUCAUUCUUCAGUUUUUCUCAUCUGUUUUAGCAUAUGCUUUUAGCUGAUCCAUUAUAACUAUACAGUGCUGGACUAUUUAAACCCCUUUACUUUCCAACUAAUGAGUAGCUAAUAUCUUUUCAGUGAAGUGAGUCUCAUUUGUUGUCCUUUGUCAUUAUUAGUAUCAAAAAAAAUGGUUGCUGUUAAAAAUUUGGGAAAGAAAACUGAGGCAAUCCUUAAAACCUACCAUCCUCUUGUUCCAAAUACUGAUGUUAAGAAAAUUUUUCUUGGAAAACUGUUGGAAAUGAGGAAGCCGGGUUUUUGGAUCAGCUCUAGUACAGAGUAACCUUACAAAGUAGGCAAGGUUUUGAGAAAGUAACCAUGUAAGGGAAAAGAAAAUGGAGUGUAAUUCUUAAGAGCUCAGGCAGCCUUGCCAAUGUUUCUUGACCACUCUAAAAGAAAAAUGCAUGUAAUUUCAAGCAAAAGCUCAUAACUGACAUAUGUUUAUGUCUAUUUUUACUCCAUUGAAGUUGAACCUUAGGUUGACCUGAAUUAAAAUGUCAUGACCAGAGUGCAGGGAAAGUCUUGCAUAAUCCUGUUUGUUGUAUAGUUUAAUAUGAGUGUUUUUUUUCUGCUAAUUUUCCAGACAGGAGUUGGGACUUGAGUUAUAUAUCAAUGAACUUUCUAAAAAAAUGUAGACACCAGGCUCCAAUAGGUAUCUGAUUUUGUUGAUGUAUCAGUUUAAUACCUUUCAGUGUGACUGCCAAUGAAGUCCUAGAUUACAGUUCAAAAUGCAAAAAAAAUUUCCAGAAGUUUCACAUGGAAAAAAGUAAAGCAUGCUGUGAGAUGUGCUACAUGUAAUCUUUGUCAGAAGAAAAUUAUUUUAUGUUCAGAGGGACUUCUGCAGUAACUGUGUUUAGGGUAGUAAUUGUUCAAACUGUGCUGAGACUGUUUUUUUAGUUGAGUUUCUAGGGUCCGUGCCAGGAAUUAAUAAGGCCAUAAAAUUAUGUAAUUACUGCUUAAGCUAAAAUAUGCUCAAGGCUAUUUCACAAACAACAUCAAAUGUAAAUUAUGAAGUGAAUAGUGGUAUUCUGAUGUGUGCAUGUGUGUCUUGUAUUAGAAUGUACUAUCUUGAUGGCAAGAAUAUUGUAAGUUUUUAUAGUAAAAUAUCUGUUGGUAGAAAAUCACUUCUUUGCACAAUUAUGCCUGAGAUUAAAGGAACAGAACAUAUGUAGUACUCUCGCUUCUAAGUAUGAAAUGAAGAAUGAUAUGGAAUGAUAGUUGCUUUUUAUCAACCCUUUAGUGAUUUCUAGAAAUUCCCCAGGACCUUGUCAGGUGUCUUACUACUCACUGUUUUUCAGUGGCUUGUAAAUUGGAUAGGCAAUAUUGAACUGCUCUGUGAAAAUUAGUCUCCUUUUGUGCUUCUUUCUGCCAAGAGUAUUGUUCCUCUUUUGAUUUGGUUGCCAGAAGUUGUAAUGGACAAAUUAAUCAAUGGAAAUCUAGUUUGAUUUCUCUUUUACAAAAUUGAAAAUUUGGACUUGUUAUGAUAUAGUAUGGAGUAAGAGAAGUGACAUUUUAUUUACAGUAUUGUUCAAUAUUACUACUGUAUAACAAAGUCUUCAGAUAGUUUACGGUAAAUGUUAAAUCCAUACAAAUAUAAAUGUUUCCACUUGUAAUUUCUUAUUGAUUAGAUACUGUUGUUACGAUAAAUCAGGUGCUUGGAAGGCAGUUAAGAAUGAACAAUCUUAGUAUUUUGUUAAACUAUAUUCUAAAACAUUUGGAAUCUUUCAUUCUAUGAAGAACUUUGGAUAUAUCAAACUUGGACAGUUGUAAAAAAGGUGAUUAUGUACUCAUGGAAGAAUGUUUGACAGAAUGAAAUCUAUCAACACUCAGACUUGGUGCCAAAGGAGAGGCAAGACCAGGCAGUAUGAUUCUGCAUGUGUUAGGCUUAAUUCAUUGUUCAAAAAUUGAAAUAGAAUGAUGAAAUUGGAACAAAA